Molecule: messenger RNA, 5926 nt
Organism: Oncorhynchus gorbuscha (pink salmon)
Lineage: Eukaryota; Metazoa; Chordata; Actinopteri; Salmoniformes; Salmonidae
Gene: rlim
Product: ring finger protein, LIM domain interacting
Biological process (GO): ubiquitin-dependent protein catabolic process; random inactivation of X chromosome; protein ubiquitination
Cellular component (GO): nucleoplasm; cytoplasm
Molecular function (GO): ubiquitin protein ligase activity
Source: RefSeq, a predicted model, not a curated record
CCCCAGUUUCCGGUAAAUCCCUGAGAAGAUGGAAUCCUGAGGCCCAAAUAGUUAAGCGCAUUGGUUAGAAUAAAACUACGAAAGUCCAAAAAAAUAAGGAAUAACGACAUAAAUACAAGACAGCUGGAUCGUGGGGACUCAAAGACAGACAGCGUUUAUCUCCAGCUUCUCUCCCUUCGACACCCGAUGGAGGGCUCCGACAGUUCCGAGCCAGGCGCCAGUGACCAACCAGAGGCCCAGCGCAGGCGGCAACUGGACCGGCUAGACCGGGAGGAGGCCUUCUACCAGUUUGUCAACAACCUGAGUGAGGCAGACUACCGGCUGAUGAGAGACAACAACCUGCUGGGUACCCCAGGUGAGAUCACAGCAGAGGAGUUGUUGAGUCGGCUGCAGCAGAUUAAGGAUGGACCAGAGCAGCAGCAGCCUAGCAUCAACACCAGUGAGACUGGAGAAGCUACAGGAGAACUGACAGAACCGGUGGAAGGUCCAGAGGACCCGUCUAACGGCGACACCCUCUUGGAUUGGCUGAACACCGUCAGGCGGACAGGCAACACCACCCGCAGUGGUCACCGAGGCAACCAGUCAUGGCGGGCGGUGAGCCGGACCAACCCAAACAGCGGAGACUUCCGGUUCAGUCUGGAAAUCAACGUUAACCGUAACCUGGCCGAGCAGCAGGCCCGCGCCGAGGGGGAGGCUCAGGAGGAAGGCCCAGCAGAAGCACCUGGCGAUGGGGUGGAGGCAGUGGUCGGAGUGGAGGUCCAGGCAGGGACUGAGGCAGUGGUCGGAGUGGAGGUCCAGGCAGGGACUGAGGCAGUGGUCGGAGUGGAGGUCCAGGCAGGGACUGAGGCAGGGACUGAGGCAGGGGCUGAGGCAGGGGCUGAGGCAGGGGCUGAGGCAGGGGCUGAGGCAGGGGCUGAGGCAGGGGCUGAGGCAGGGGCUGAGGCAGGGGCUGAGGCAGGGGCUGAGGCAGGGGCUGGGGCAGGGGCUGGGGCAGGGGCUGGGGCAGGGGCCGAGGUGCCCAUGGAGACAGGAGAGGUGCUGGAGGAACCAGUUGUGGAGGAGAUGGCUGUCAUAGUAGAACCAGAAGCGGAGAUGGAGCCAGAGGCUGAAGUAGAAGCUGAAAUGGUCCCAGAGUUAGUAGUAGAGGUAGUCCCACAGCCGCCCAGCCCUGUCACCGCCACCCCUCCUGUCUCCAGACCAGCCAGUCCCCUGGUGCAGGCCACCCCGGCCCCCGCCCCCCCCAGCCCGCCCUCUGAGGAGCCUCCCCGACGGGGCCAGAGACGAGCCCGCAGCCGUAGCCCCGAGCAGCGCCGGACCAGGGCUCGCACCACACGGAGCCGUUCCCCUCUCACCCUGGACCGACUGGACGGCCUCCCCCGCCACGUGCCCAAUGCCGCCCCUUCACACAGCCCCCCACCCUGCCCCCCAGGCCCCCGCAGAGGGAAGCUCACGGACUCGACAGCAUGUUCUGUCCCGGCAAAGCACUGCAGAGUACGAUGUCCAGUCAGCCGGAACAGGGUCUGGGAACACCCCAGAGCCCGUUACCACCCCACCCCAGGAGGGAGAGGUCGCGGGCGGGGAGGGAGCGCAGGACGACGUCCCCCCACCAUCAUGCUGGACCUGCAGGUGCGUCGUGUUCGUCCAGGUGAGUACCGCCAGAGGGACAGCAUUGCUAACAGAACCCGCUCACGCUCCCAGAACUCCAACAACACCUUCCUGUACGAGAGUGAGAGGGGGGGGUUCCGCAGGACCUUCUCCCGGUCCGAGCGUGCGGGUGUUCGGACGUACGUCAGCACCAUCAGGAUCCCCAUCAGGAGGAUCAGUGAUGCAGGGUUGGGAGAGGCCACCUCCAUGGCUCUGCAGACCAUGAUACGACAGAUCAUGACCGGCUUCGGAGAGCUCAGCUACUUCAUGGACUCGGACUCUGACUCCUCGGACUCAAACCGUGGCGGUGGUAACCCCACUGGCGCUGCCGACCUGGCAGAGGCGCUCAACACUCCCGACGUGGGAGUAGCCGGCAUGGCGGAGGGGGCGGAGCCUCCUGUCUCAGUGGGUGGGCCUAGUGUGGGAGGAGCCGGGGAGGCAAGGACAGAGGAGGGAGAAGAGGGGGUUGGUGUAGGUCUGGCCCCAGGGAUAGGUUUAGGGGUCGGGGGCACCCCCAGGGAGGGGCGAGGUCGCCCCCGUGCCCCCAUCAGUCUGGAGGAACCAGGGUCGCUACCCUUCCUCCGCCUUGCUCACUUCUUCCUCCUGAAUGAUGAGGAUGAGGAACAGCCCAGAGGACUCACCAAGGAGCAGAUCGACAACCUCUCCACCAGGAACUUUGGGGAGAGUGAUGCUCUGAAGACCUGCAGUGUGUGUAUCACAGAGUAUGCUGAGGGGAACAAGUUGAGGAAGUUGCCUUGUUCUCAUGAAUACCAUGUUCACUGUAUCGACCGCUGGCUGUCUGAGAACUCCACCUGUCCUAUCUGCCGCAGGGCCGUGUUGGUGUCUGCUAACCGGGAGAGUGUGGUCUAACCUGGAGAGCUGGAGGUCAGGGGUCAGCGGUGCUCCAGGCAGACAGUAUAUAACAACGUGUCAGUUCUGCAGGCCUUUCUCCUAGUCAGACCAUUUACAUUGUUCAUGUUUUCAUUCUUAAGACAUCACUGACUUUUAUCCAACUGACAUGCUGGUGUUUGGACAGACAGACGAGACGGAGACAGAAGGAAGGUGGUGUCCUCAUAGUGUAGUAAGAGACAUGAGAGAUGCCACUGUCCCAUUGGCCAACAGACCCCACUCUCCCUUGCCUACUCUGAUAGGACCAACAGACCUCACUCUCCCUUACCUACUCUGAUAGGACCAAUAGACCCCACUCUCCCUUACCUACUCUGGGAGGACCAAUAGACCCCACUCUCCCUUACCUACUCUGAGACCCCACUCUCCCUUACCUACUCUGGUAGGACCAACAGACCCCACUCUCCCUUACCUACUCUUAGACCCCACUCUCCCUUACCUACUCUGAUAGGACCAACAGACCUCACUCUCCCUUACCUACUCUGGGAGGACCAAUAGACCCCACUCUCCCUUACCUACUCGGAUAGGACCAAUAGACCCCACUCUCCCUUACCUACUCUGGGAGGACCAAUAGACCCCACUCUCCCCUACCUACUCUGGGAGGACCAAUAGACCCCACUCUCCCUUACCUACUCUGAUAGGACCAAUAGACCCCACUCUCCCUUACCUACUCUGGUAGGACCAACAGACCCCACUCUCCCUUACCUACUCUGGGAGGACCAAUAGACCCCACUCUCCCUUACGUACUCUGAUAGGACCAAUAGACCCCACUCUCCCUUACCUACUCUGGUAGGACCAACAGACCCCACUCUCCCUUACCUACUCUGAGACCCCACUCUCCCUUACCUACUCUGAGACCCCACUCUCCCUUACCUACUCUGGGAGGACCAAUAGACCCCACUCUCCCUUACCUACUCUGGUAGGACCAACAGACCCCACUCUCCCUUACCUACUCUGAGACCCCACUGUCCCUUACCUACUCUGGGAGGACCAAUAGACCCCACUCUCCCUUACCUACUCUGGGAGGACCAAUAGACCCCACUCUCCCUUACCUACUCUGGUAGGACCAACAGACCCCACUCUCCCUUACCUACUCUGGGAGGACCAACAGACCCCACUCUCCCUUACCUACUCUGAUAGGACCAACAGACCCCACUCUCCCUUACCUACUCUGAGACCCCACUCUCCCUUACCUACUCUGAGACCCCACUCUCCCUUACCUACUCUGAGACCCCACUCUCCCUUACCUACUCUGAGACCCCACUCUCCCUUACCUACUCUGAGACCCCACUCUCCCUUACCUACUCUGAGACCCCACUCUCCCUUACCUACUCUGAGACCCCACUCUCCCUUACCUACUCUGAGACCCCACUCUCCCUUACCUACUCUGAGACCCCACUCUCCCUUACCUACUCUGAGACCCCACUCUCCCUUACCUACUCUGAGACCCCACUCUCCCUUACCUACUCUGAGAGGACCAACAGACCCCACUCUCCCUUACCUACUCUGAUAGGACCAAUAAGACCCCACUCUCCCUUACCUACUCUGAUAGGACCAACAGACCUCACUCUCCCUUACCUAAUCUGAGACCCCACUCUCCCUUACCUAAUCUGAGACCCCACUCUCCCUUACCUAAUCUGAGACCCCACUCUCCCUUACCUACUCUGGGAGGACCAACAGACCCCACUCUCCCUUACCUACUCUGAUAGGACCAACAGACCCCACUCUCCCUUACCUACUCUUGAGACCCCACUCUCCCUUACCUACUCUGAGACCCCACUCUCCCUUACCUACUCUGAGACCCCACUCUCCCUUACCUACUCUGGGAGGACCAACAGACCCCACUCUCCCUUACCUACUCUGGGAGGACCAACAGACCCCACUCUCCCUUACCUACUCUGGUAGGACCAACAGACCCCACUCUCCCUUACCUACUCUGGUAGGACCAACAGACUCCACUCUCCCCUACCUGUCUUACCCCAAAAGGGACUCCACUGUCCCCACCUGACCCUGCUCUCCACCUGAAAGACUGCAUUUAUCAAUACUCUGAAACGGCUCACAGACUGUCAGUGUGUCAAAGCUUUGCUGAAUUAGUUUUUAAGUUAAAACUGUAGAAUGUUGUACAGGCGUUAAUGGGGAGAACGAGAGGUGACGGACUUGGAUUCCGUUGGGAAUUCUAUCAGUUUAUUUGGACUCGUGUUGCAUCAUAGUCAGGACAUCGGAAUCAAUAGUACUGAUUAUUGAUUAUGAAUUGUGUUGAACUGUCGUUGAGAUGGGAUGUAGGUAUCUGUUAACUGAUGCUAGUCUGUAGUCUAACUCUAGCCCAUCACAUGAAGCAUUUUCUAUUUCUGCCCUCUGACAGUGUUUCAUCAUGACAUCUCAGAGUAGUGAUCUAGCAUCAGUCCAUCACUGUUAAUCUAGGAUCAGUGGCGGUCUAGGAUCGCUGGCGGUCUAGGAUCGCUGGCGGUCUAGGAUCGCUGGCGGUCUAGGAUCGCUGGCGGUCUAGGAUCGCUGGCGGUCUAGGAUCGCUGGCGGUCUAGGAUCGCUGGCGGUCUAGGAUCGCUGGCGGUCUAGGAUCGCUGGCGGUCUAGGAUCGCUGGCGGUCUAGGAUCGCUGGCGGUCUAGGAUCGCUGGCGGUCUCAUUAAACCUAAGUAGCCCAACUGAUCGUAGAUCAUCACUCCUAUUCUGGGACACUUUGUGGAUAUGGGUCCUGAAGGAUAACGACAAGCUCCUAUUGAUCCUGACCUUGUAAUGUCACCAUGACAACCUAUUGAUUCUGCUACAGUAUGACCAGAAAGUGAACAGAGGGCUGCAUUAUGGCUCUGUCUCAAAUACCACCCUAUCUCUAUAUAGUGCACUACCCAUAGGACUCUGGUCAGAAGUACUGCUCUAUAUAGGGAAUAGUGACAUUUGGGAAUCACAUUUAUUAUGAGUUCCAAGUGUUGGUUAGACCCUGGCCAGGCUGCUGCCUCUGUCCUGUGUUUUGGCCUAGAACUUCAACUACCAAGAGACAUCUUCAUAUCUGGAACACCAGUGCAAUAACUACAGUGGGAAAACUGAGACAGAAAAUAGGGAAAACAAAAUGUAAUAUUCUCAACUUGUAUAUUAUUAUUUCUAAAAUAUUGUAGACUGAAUAUUCCCAGUUAAAAUGAAGACUUUGUUCCCUUUUAAAAAUGUGUUAAUCUUUUUAUUUUCUAGAGCUGGGUUCUUUGUGUACAUUCUGAUAGCGCUCUCUCUUGUGGAGCGGUGGGCCUGUAGGAUGCUGUAUGUUGGGUGUUCCAUGCCACGAUGACAUCACAUUCUAUAGGUUCCAUGUGUUCUCACGGUUGCCGUCAUUACCUCCUCCCUGUACAAAUAAAGUUUUGGGUGGUUGAA